This is a messenger RNA of Clonostachys rhizophaga, 1050 nucleotides long. The record is from the annotation of a GenBank genome assembly. Lineage: Eukaryota; Fungi; Ascomycota; Sordariomycetes; Hypocreales; Bionectriaceae.
AUGAGCCUCUAUCCGUCCUCGGUCACAAUUCCGGUGUACGUAAUAUUCACCGCAGUUGGGAUCCUUCUUACAGCGCUUCGAUUCUGGACACGAGCGGUAUUGACGAGACAGCAUCUUGGGGCUGAUGACUGGUUCAUCGCUGGUGGUGUUUCCAUCGUGGUUGCUUGUACUGCUAUCCAAUGCCUGAACGCCCUUCAUGGCACUGGAGGUGAAGCUGUGUCCACCGAUGAUGCUGUUGAAAGAGCCGUAACCGCACACAAGAUCAACUUCACCAUGGUUGUGAUUGAGAAGCCGGCCUUCGGUGCUAUUAAGCUUUCGCUACUUUUUUUCUAUCGGAGGAUCUUCACGGUUCGGCGGAGUUUUCGCAUUGCUAAUAACGUCCUAAUCGUGAUUAUUAUUCUGUGGACGGUGGCCUUUGUGCUGUCUGAUCUAUUUAUUUGCGGCACCAAAUUGUCUCUGAGCUUCAAAGCGAACCAGAAGCUCGCCGCGGCUCAUUGCGGAGAUAAGGGGCUCAUGCUCCUCCUCUUCGCAAUCACCAGUUUUCUCACCGACGUCUCAGUCCUGAUUGUUCCACUAUUUCAUAUCAGAGGACUGCAAAUGCCUAAGCAGAAGAAAUGGGCUGCUGGGUUUAUUUUCCUUCUCGGAUUGAUCUCUACCAUCGCUUGCAUCUUGCGAAUGAUUUUCCUCUGUAUAGCAUAUCCAAUGGGUCGAAUGAGUUGGGGAUAUGAGGCAAAACCCAAAGAUAAGACGCCACUUGUUCUCCAAGUAUUCAACCCUACAUUCUGGGUCAUGAUCGAAAUGUGUCUCGGCACUUGGGCCGCCAACCUGCCCCCUCUUGGGCCGCUUCUGCAUUCCAUCGGUAUUCGAGUAUGCCUCAGUAGGGCAUAUCGGAAAUUCUCGUCUGCAUACUCGAGUAGGAAUCAUGACCUGGAAAAACCGACUGCGCCAGAGGCCGCAACCGGAAUACUGAACCGGGAAAAUGAAUGGCCAAACUCAUAUGUACCUGUCUCUACUCACCCAGAACCCACAGGGCCGGAAGAUAUGGUAUAA